Messenger RNA from Nymphaea colorata (pocket water lily), 711 nucleotides. Its product is annotated as 40S ribosomal protein S19-1. The record is from RefSeq and is a predicted model, not a curated record. Gene Ontology annotation, molecular function: structural constituent of ribosome; RNA binding. The transcript has 4 exons. Gene Ontology annotation, cellular component: cytosolic small ribosomal subunit; ribosome. Bases 103 to 534 code for a protein of 143 amino acids. NCBI's taxonomy places the organism in Eukaryota, Viridiplantae, Streptophyta, Magnoliopsida, Nymphaeales, Nymphaeaceae. Gene Ontology annotation, biological process: translation; ribosomal small subunit assembly.
GCGAGGAAGGAGGAAGGGUAUCCGGCGGACACAGAGAGAGAGAGAGAGAGAGAGAGGGAGAGAGGUUCUGCCGGAGCAACGGCAGCGGCAUCAGGAGCAAUCAUGGCGACGGCGAGGACGGUGAAGGAUGUCUCCCCUCAUGACUUCGUUACGGCGUACGCCUCCCACCUGAAGCGCUCUGGCAAGGUCGAGUUGCCGCACUGGACAGAUAUUGUAAAGACUGCAACUUUUAAGGAGCUUGCACCCUACGAUCCUGAUUGGUAUUAUAUUAGAGCUGCAUCCAUGGCAAGGAAAAUAUACCUCAGGCAAGGAAUUGGUGUUGGCGGCUUCCAAAAGAUCUAUGGAGGACGGAAGAGGAAUGGAUCUCGACCACCUCACUUUUGCAAGAGCAGUGGAUCUAUUGCUCGGCACAUUCUUCAGCAGUUGGAGAAGAUGAAUAUCAUUGAGCUUGAUCCAAAAGGGGGGAGGAGAAUCACAUCCAGCGGACAGCGGGACCUUGAUCAAGUGGCUGGCCGAAUUGCAGUCACAGUGUAAUGUCCAUAUUUGUGGACGUGCAUUUUGAAUGUUCUAUUUUGUAGGUAGGCUUCAUUUUAGUAUUACUAGCAAAGCCGUUCCUAAUCUAGGGACGAUGACUGUGAGGGCCGUUUUGCUCGUGGAUGUUUUUUGCUUUGUUUCAAAUCCGAUUUAAUUGUUAUUGCAAUGUUUUUUGUC